This is a messenger RNA of Metarhizium robertsii ARSEF 23, 195 nucleotides long. RefSeq lists its product as uncharacterized. The record is from RefSeq and is a predicted model, not a curated record. Bases 1 to 195 code for a protein of 64 amino acids. The transcript is spliced from 2 exons. Lineage: Eukaryota; Fungi; Ascomycota; Sordariomycetes; Hypocreales; Clavicipitaceae.
AUGAAGUUUCAAUCUCUUCUAGCAGCUACCAUUAUGUCCUCGCCUGUUAUGAUUGCUAUUGCAGCCCCCGUUGGUCCUUUGGGUCCAUGCCCAGACUCAAAGAUUGAUGCUAUCCUCAUCGGCCGAAUGAAACCUGAGGAAUGUUGUUCAUAUGGAAUAUGCAAGGGCGAUGUGGUCAUCUCCGUCGGGGAGUAG